CUCUUCAGCACCGGUCUGGGGCGGUGAAAGAGCGAGUGAGGAGAGCGCGACGGCGACGGCGGCUGAGCCCUCGCUGGACGGCCGGGAGGAAAGCGAGGCCAGAGCCUCUGCGACUAGUAUAACAGAAUACCUAAGUGCUGAGGUGCUGAGGCGACUGGGAGCAGAGGAGUAAUCUGAGUGGUGUGGAAUUAAUCAGGGAAAGUUUCCUGAAAGAGGAUCAGAAUGGUUUCCAUCCCAGAAUACUAUGAAGGCAAGAAUGUCCUCCUCACUGGAGCUACUGGUUUCCUAGGGAAGGUACUUCUGGAAAAGUUGCUGAGGUCUUGUCCUAAGGUGAAUUCAGUGUAUGUUUUGGUGAGGCAGAAAGCUGGACAGACACCCCAGGAGCGAGUAGAAGAAGUCAUUAGUGGCAAGCUUUUUGACAGAUUGAGAGAUGAAAAUCCAGAUUUUAGGGAGAAAAUUAUAGCAAUCAACAGUGAACUCACCCAACCUAAACUGGCUCUUAGUGAAGAAGAUAAAGAGAUCAUCAUAGAUUCUACUAAUAUUAUAUUCCACUGUGCAGCUACAGUAAGAUUUAAUGAAAAUUUGAGAGAUGCUGUUCAGUUAAAUGUGAUUGCUACACGACAGCUUAUUCUGCUUGCACAACAGAUGAAGAAUCUGGAAGUGUUCAUGCAUGUAUCAACAGCAUAUGCCUACUGCAAUCGAAAGCAUAUUGAUGAAGUAGUCUAUCCACCCCCUGUGGAUCCCAAGAAGCUGAUUGAUUCUUUAGAGUGGAUGGAUGAUGGCUUAGUAAAUGAUAUCACACCCAAAUUGAUAGGAGACAGACCUAAUACAUACAUAUACACAAAAGCAUUGGCAGAAAAUGUUGUACAGCAAGAAGGAGCAAAGCUAAAUGUGGUGAUUGUAAGGCCAUCAAUUGUUGGUGCCAGUUGGAAAGAACCUUUUCCAGGAUGGAUUGAUAACUUUAAUGGACCAAGUGGUCUUUUUAUUGCGGCAGGGAAAGGAAUUCUUCGAACAAUGCGUGCCUCCAACAAUGCCCUUGCAGAUCUUGUUCCUGUAGAUGUAGUUGUCAACAUGAGUCUUGCGGCAGCCUGGUAUUCCGGAGUAAAUAGACCAAGAAACAUCAUGGUGUAUAACUGUACAACAGGAAGCACUAAUCCCUUCCACUGGGGUGAAGUUGAAUACCAUGUAAUUUCCACUUUCAAGAGGAAUCCUCUCGAACAGGCCUUCAGACGGCCCAAUGUAAAUCUAACCUCCAAUCACCUUUUAUAUUAUUACUGGAUUGCUGUAAGCCAUAAGGCCCCAGCAUUCCUGUAUGAUAUCUACCUCAGGAUGACUGGAAGAAGCCCAAGAGUGUCUUUGCAAGGAUCAGUGGUCGCCUUAGGGGAGUUGGACUGCUUACAUGACAACUGGAGGCUUCAAGGAAAAGUGCUUCAGCAGGCAAGGAUGAUGAAAACAAUAACUCGUCUUCACAAAGCUAUGGUGUUUCUUGAAUAUUUCACAAGUAAUUCUUGGGUUUGGAGUACCGACAAUGUUAAUAUGUUAAUGAAUCAACUAAACCCUGAAGAUAAAAAGACUUUCAAUAUUGAUGUACGGCAGUUACACUGGGCAGAAUAUAUAGAGAACUACUGUAUGGGAACUAAGAAAUAUGUACUGAAUGAAGAAAUGUCUGGUCUUCCUGCAGCUAGAAAACAUCUGAACAAGUUGAGAAACAUACGUUACGGUUUCAAUACUAUCCUUGUGAUCCUGAUUUGGCGCAUUUUUAUUGCAAGAUCACAAAUGGCAAGAAACAUCUGGUACUUUGUGGUUAGUCUAUGUUACAAGUUUCUGUCUUACUUCCGAGCAUCCAGCACUAUGAGAUACUGAAGACAAGAAUUUAGCAUUAGAACAUCUAUGCAUAUGGUGGUCUAAAUGCAUAAAAUGUAAAAUGUACUUAAGUCAUUUCACCUUUUGUCAAGACAUUAAACCAUCUUAGCUCAGAAUGUGGAGUAAAUUAUGGUACAUUUUAUGUAACAUUUUAAUGUAUGCUCAUAAAAGCCUAGUGAAUACACUGUGGUAUGCCAACUCAAAUCUGUAAUAGCCACCAAAACCAUGACUUAACAUUUUGAUCCCUGGGGGAAAAUGGUUGGGUAAGGGUAGGAGGGGGAGAUAGGAACACUGACCAGUAUAACUGUGCAAUUCUGGAACAUACUAAUUAAAAUAUGCCUUAACAUAGAGUGAUUUUCUAAUUAUAAUAUUUAGUGCAGUGGAAAGCAUUUAUUUGAAUGGGAAUACUAGCUAAGUUGGUAGAUAUUUGAUUCUACAGUGUUUGAUUUUUAUCAUCAGUUUAAGUGAUUUUUAGUUUUGUUAAAAUUACAGCCAAACUAUUUUCACAUCAUCCUGUAAGUUACUGAAUGGUCUCAAAUGUGAAAAACAUUUUCAUUUUCCUUCUUUCUCUGAUUUGAGGUCUGAUACAUAUCAUUUUCUAUAAGCAAUCAGUUAUUUUCAUAAUCAGAAGGCUAUAUAUUAUUAUAGAGACCCUACUGGAUCUAAAUGAGUUUGAGAAUCCAUAUCAGCAUAUGCCAUGUGUUUUUAGAAGGAAAAUGAAAAUUCACUAAACCUAUUAGUAUUAAGAAGAAUAGGAGUACAUUUUUCUUGACCACAUUAUGACCAAAUAAAAACCAAUUCUGUGACAUUUUGUUCAUGUUUUGAAGCUGGAUGAUUACUUAAGACUUUGACAAGCAGGUGUGGGUACAGGGAGGAAUUCAUCAUACUUGUGCUCUCCUCCCUUAAUAAAUUUUAUUAAUAGGACUUUAAAAGGCUUAUACUGUCCAAUUAAAACUGAAAGUACAUUACUAUGGAAGAAUGUAUUUGCAGGUAGUCAUAACAUUAAGAAAAUGUUUUCAUAUGUGUGUAAACACAUACUAACUUUUGACCUUGAGAGCUGAAUUCCUUCAAGAAAAAUAAUGCAUAAAAUAAUGUGUAUAAGAUUAAAUAAAGAACUUUAUUUACAUACCACAUAAAGUACCAAACUGUUGAAUGAGUUUUAAGAUAACUUUUAUUUUUUGUGCAUGUGGUUUUAGCUUUUAGAAAGAAAUGAGUUAUAGAAAUAAGUAAUAGCAAGAAAAUUGAUGUAUAUUUUAAUGAUACAUUAUAAUUCCCUUUAAAUCUUAAUAGUAGUUAAUUCUCCUUACUGUUGUAACACACAUUUGGUUUAACAGAUCAGCAUAACAUGUUCUAAUUUAGCUGAUCAAGUUGUACUAUAUUUAAAUCAUUAACAGUGUAUCUUGAAUAUGUUUAAUGAAGUCAGUUUACAAUACAAAAAGUUACAUAGAACUUUAAUCUUAAUUUUCUUCAUCAAUUCAGAUGCAAUGUAUAAGAAGUUUAUUUUAUUAUUGUGAAAAAAUUAAAUGUAAAGGAAAUCACCUUCUUCCAUGCAGGUGUAUAAUCUUGAAAAGGAAAAUGCUUCCAUGUUGAAGCCAGAUUUUCUGUAGUAAAACUUUUAAAACGUUAUUUUAAAAGAAAUAUGUAUCUAUAUAUAUAUAUAUAUAUAUAUAUAUAUAUAUAUUCUUUGCAGUGAUACUGAAGUCUCUGGUCUAGGACCAUACCUUUUAUAAGGUGUGAGAGACCAUGGCAGUGUCUAAGAAUGGAAUAAAUGAUGAUGCCUUUGAUUUAAAGUGGCCCACAUAAUUAACUGUAGAUGCUCUAUCCUUUUGAAUGCUCCAUCUCUCCAAUAUAUUUCUAUAAUGUGUUGAAAAUAAGCUAACAUUUGUAUGAUUUUUAUACAUCUGCCGAAUAUACUUAGAUGACUUAUCUUUGUAUCUUGCAAAAGAGUCAGGCACAACUGUAGCAGGCAUGUGAAGUACAUGGGAGGUGUGUAUCUUUGAACCCUGUCAUUAUUAUUGUAAUCUAACUCGAGGAAAUGAUAAUUGGGAGGGUGCUAAGGCCACUGCAUUAAUUUUGUGUGUUUAGAAUCCUUUUGUCAAAAGAAAGCUAAUGAAUAAAUUAAUAUGUCAUUCUGGAACUUAAAAGUUUUAAAAUUAGUAUAAAACAUACAUAGGUUGUUAAUCCUCGCCAACUUGACUUUGAGCUUAACGCAAACAUAAAGAUUUUAGAAAUCCUUUGUAUUGAUGUCAUUUGCUAGACCUGGUUUUUUAGUUCUUUCUGAUUAUAUUUUUACACACAGACUCAAAUUUUAACAGGAUAGCCAGUUGAAUAAAUCUAAUAAAUCAUUUAACUCAUUUGAUAAAGCUAUAUUUUAAACAUUGUUUUUUUCCCUCAUUCACUCUUGAUUCUUAUGAUUCUGGCAUAUGCAUUUGUCACUUGUGAAGUCAUUGUAACUAUAAGUAAACUUGACUUGGCAACAUUAAUAUGUUUAAUAACUCAUUACCGAGAAGCAUGGCAGUACAUUCUUUGACUUGGGGAUGGCAUAAAAUAAACAUUUUCUGAAUCUGUGUAAUAAAGUUUGGAAGCAGGAAGGGAAAAUCUUAUUUCGCUUCCUUUUCUAUGCUUGUCUGUAGGGACUGGUUCAGGGUUUUUUGCUUUUUUGUUUUAAAUGUAAAUCGAUAGUCUUUUAUAAGAAAUAGAAGCAUUAUUGGGUGCCUUUGUUUGUAAACCAAAAAGUAAUAAAUGAAUCCCUAUAUUUCCAUUA
Molecule: messenger RNA, 4627 nt
Organism: Bubalus bubalis (water buffalo)
Lineage: Eukaryota; Metazoa; Chordata; Mammalia; Artiodactyla; Bovidae
Gene: FAR1
Product: fatty acyl-CoA reductase 1
Exons: 14
Coding region: 223-1863 (546 amino acids)
Biological process (GO): long-chain fatty-acyl-CoA metabolic process
Cellular component (GO): peroxisome
Molecular function (GO): alcohol-forming very long-chain fatty acyl-CoA reductase (NADP+) activity
Source: RefSeq, a predicted model, not a curated record